CCCUGCUCCACCCAAGCUCCAUGCUCUUUGGCGUCGGGCCCCUCCGUCCAGCCCAGACCGGUCGCCGCCUCCCGACAGCCCAGACUGGGGGGCCCGGGGGCGCUGCGGCCUCCUCCGGGGUUCUCCACCCAGGAUGACUUCAGUGGCUAGAUCAGAGACUGUAGAAGUGCUAGAAGAGGAGCCAGUGACAUCUAAGACUCAUGAUCGUCAACUGGAAUCAGAUCCCAACCCUGUGGAAGUGUGUAGUAAAUCGUCUGCCUCGCUGGAGAUGACUCAAGGCAUUUCAAAGGAAAGAAUUCACCUUGUCUCUAGCCCUAAAAAGGAGGGAAGUUGUGAUCUCAGCCCCCAGGAAGGACUUCAAUCCGGGUCCCUUCGUUUGACCCCCCAAGAAGAGUCUGCCCAUCGUCAAGACAGGAGGCAAUCCUGGCGGCGAGCAAGUAUGAAAGAAAUGAACCGGCGGAAGUCGCUGCUUCCCUUUCAUCAGGGCAUCACAGAGCUCAGCAGAUCCAUCAGCGUCAACUUAGCAGAAAGCAAACGGCUUGGCGCUCUCCUGCUUUCCAGUUUCCAGUUCUCUGUUCAGAAACUCGAACCUUUCCUAAGGGGCACUGAGGGCUUCAGUCUUGAAAGUUUUAGAGCCAAAGCAUCUUCUCUUUCUGAAGAAAUGAAACAUUUUGCAGACGAACUGGAAAGUGAUGGAACUCUACAAAAAUGUUUUGAAGAUUCAAAAGAAAAAGCAUCAGAUUUGUCCCUGGAAACAUCAGUGGCAGAGAUGAAGGAAUACAUAACAAAAUUUUCUUUAGAACGUCAGACUUGGGAUCAGCUCUUGCUGCACUACCAGGAGGAGGCUGAAGAGAUCAUAUCCAGAGGAUCAACUGAAGCCAAAAUUACUGAAGUUGAAGUGGAACCUACGAUGUAUCUUGGGUCUUCCCAGAGUGACGUCCUGAAUACAAAGCCUGACUACCAGAAAAUACUGCAGAACCAGAACAAAGUCUUUGACUGGAUGGAGUUGGUGAUGGAUGAGCUGCAGGGAUCAGUGAAGCAGCUGCGUGCCUUUAUGGGCGAAAGUUCCCAGUGCCUCCAGAAGGUGUCAGUACAGCUCGGGAAGAGAAGCACACAACAAUUAGAUCCCUCACCAGCUCGAAAACUGCUCAAGCUUCAACCACGAAACCCACCGACCACAUUGCUCUAGAUCUUGUCAGUGACCUUAUGAAGCUUUUCUCCCACCAGGUGCUCUAGAGGAGAGAAAUGGGAAGAGUGCCCCAGUGCUUGGUGGCUGCAUCGUAGUGUGAGCUGGUGAUAUCUGCCCUGUUGCCUUUGAAGAUAACUGGCUGACUGUAGAGCACUUCCAUUUUUUUCUAAAAGUGAUGGAAUUGAUGCAUCCGAAAGAAUGUUGUAUAGACAUUUUCCCAAGAACCUGCAAAAUUCUUGAGACUUCUGUUUUGGAAUAACCUUCAGAACCAGUAGCCCAUUCUUUUAAAUAUCCUGUGUGGUCAGAAAUAUUCAUCUUGUGAAGAUGUUUUCCAGGUUUUGAAACAAUCCAAAGUCAUUCUGGACCAAAUCCAAUGAAACAUUUUAGGGAUCAAGUUGGGUUCUAGUUGUAAAGGAAUGAGACCAAUUUUCUCGUGUGGCUCUGAAGGUGAUAGGUAGAGGAGUUGUGAUCGUGUGGACGUGUAUAUCACUUCACAAGAUGUCCAAGUUGAAGGAAAUACACAUUCUCUAUGUCCUGAUGUCUAUAGAGUGCUUUUCAACAUCCUAAAUCUUGGAUUCAUGGCAAGAAGGGGCUAAGUACUCCUUUUCCUUGUUCUCUAUGUUUGUUAAUAAUCUGCAAUAUAAAAUUACACAUAAUUAACAGCUUUCCCUUGUCUUUGUGUAUAUUUUGGGUGUAUAAAAAAUUAAAAGGCAAGAAGGGCUUAGCAGAAAAUAGGAUUCUUUGCCAAGAUGCAGAAGUGAACAGUAGUGUAGAGAUUUACCUCAGCAUUAAUUACCAAUAAAACAUCAACUAAUUUUU
Diceros bicornis minor is the source of this 2008-nucleotide messenger RNA. RefSeq names its product DSN1 component of MIS12 kinetochore complex (gene DSN1). The transcript has 12 exons. Gene Ontology annotation, biological process: mitotic sister chromatid segregation; cell division. NCBI's taxonomy places the organism in Eukaryota, Metazoa, Chordata, Mammalia, Perissodactyla, Rhinocerotidae. Bases 134 to 1189 code for a protein of 351 amino acids. The record is from RefSeq and is a predicted model, not a curated record. Gene Ontology annotation, cellular component: MIS12/MIND type complex.